Molecule: messenger RNA, 906 nt
Organism: Talaromyces amestolkiae
Lineage: Eukaryota; Fungi; Ascomycota; Eurotiomycetes; Eurotiales; Trichocomaceae
Exons: 1
Coding region: 1-906 (301 amino acids)
Biological process (GO): L-proline biosynthetic process
Molecular function (GO): pyrroline-5-carboxylate reductase activity
Source: RefSeq, a predicted model, not a curated record
AUGCUAAUUCUACGAGCAGGAAACUUGUGUCUCGCAGUCCUCACAGGAAUUCUCAGCUCCAUAUCAGAGCCCUCAACAUCAGAAGAGAAACUCUCCUUCCAAACACCCACUAAAUUCAUCGCUUGUAUCAGAUCAGAGCGCUCCGCAGCACGUAUCCGCAGUGCUGUGGAACCCUACCCCAAAUUCCCAGUCAAGGUCUUGCAAAAUGAUAACGUAGCGGGUGUCAAGGAGGCUGAUGUUGUCAUCCUAGGCUGCAAGCCUUACAUGCUCAAGGACGUGCUUGACGUCCCGGGUAUGCGUGACGCGUUAAAGGGGAAAUUAUUGAUCAGUGUCCUGGCUGGUGUCUCCUCUCAGCAGAUUGAGGAUACUUUGUAUCUGGAAGGCUCCGAACCUGCCUCAGAAAGAUGUACCGUCGUACGUGCCAUGCCCAAUACUGCGGCCAUGGUCCGCGAAGCAAUGACGACAAUCAGUAUCCCAAGCCCCGCUCUUCCCAAGGAAUGGGACGAUUUGAUUUCCUGGAUAUUCACCCGCAUCGGCAAGAUUGUGCGUCUCCCGCCUUCUCAGAUGGAUGUAUGUACUGCAUUGGCAGGUUCUGGGCCGGCGUUUGUGGCGCUGAUAAUUGAGGGUUUGGCUGAUGGUGCUGUUGCGAUGGGUCUGCCGCGCGCGGAAGCGCAGCUUAUGGCGUGCCAGGUGCUCAAGGGGACGGUUGGUAUGAUUGAAGGUGGAGAGCAUCCGUCUAUUGUGAAGGAGAAGAUUUCGUCGCCCGGUGGAUGUACGAUUGGUGGGUUGCUUGUGUUGGAGGAUGCUGGUGUGAGAGGCACUGUGGCGAGGGCUGUGAGGGAGGCUACUUGUGUUGCUAGCGAGCUUGGUCAGGGGACCAAACUUGUCAAUGGAACUAGACGAUGA